AUGAUCCAAGAGAAUGUGAAGGAGAAACUUCUCAAGCAGGAGUCCAAACAUACCAAGUUUUACAACCAAAACACCAAAGAACUUCUGCCUUUACAGACAGGUGAAGUCAUCCAAGUAGCCCCUAAACAAGGUGACAAGCAACAGAAAUGGUUUAAAGCACAAAUGGAAGACCAAGUUGACAUCCGUUCUUAUGAAGUUAGGGCAGGUGAGGGUAAGGUGUUGUGAAGAAACUGCCCACACCUCCACACAUCUAAGGAACCAUUUAGUCAGACUGCUAGUGCCAGUUCAGUUGUUCCAUCUCAGGUUAACAAGCCAAACACACCUCCUGCUAAGCUAAACCACCAAGGCCUCAUGCCAUAGGUCAACCAGCCCAGGAGAACUUUGUUGGUCAAACAAAGCAAACAGAACCUACAAUAGUUCCCCCAGAGCAGGAGCCACCACCAAGUCCAAACAAGCUAGCAGCAGUUGUGACCAGGAAUAGACAAGUCUCAAGAGUACCACAGUAUCUACAGGACUUUGUUUCAGUUAAAUAA
Molecule: messenger RNA, 533 nt
Organism: Pocillopora meandrina
Lineage: Eukaryota; Metazoa; Cnidaria; Anthozoa; Scleractinia; Pocilloporidae
Source: the annotation of a GenBank genome assembly